CUCCUCGGAAUAUCAAAACGUGAAGAUAUUCAAUAUUAAAUAAACAAGCAUCAUGUUUAUGCCAAAAGCUCAUAAGGUGGCAAUCUAUGAACAUCUCUUCAAAGAAGGUGUUCUUGUAGCCCAAAAGGAUUUCCACGCUCCAAGCCAUCCAGAACUUGAGACCGUACCAAAUCUUCAUGUCAUCAAAACUAUGCAAUCACUCAAGUCAAGAAAUCUUGUUAAGGAACAAUUUGCAUGGAGACAUUACUACUGGUACCUCACAAAUGAAGGAAUUGAAUAUCUUAGACAAUACCUUCACUUGCCACCAGAAAUCGUUCCAUCAACAUUGAAGCGUACAACACGCUCAGAUACAGCUCGCCCACGCGCUGCUCCACGUUCAGAAGGUCCAAGAUCAGGUGAAGAUCGUCAAGCAUACCGAAGAGCCCCAGGAACAUCAUCGGACAAGAAAGCUGAUGUUGGUGCUGGUGCAGGCGAUAUUGAAUUGCGCGGAGGAUUCGGUCGUGGCUCACGUCCACAAUAAGUUCAUGGAUAUGCACCUUAAAGUAUCUAUAAAAUUAUGUUAUAAUUACAUGAAUAAACCAUAGAAACAUCAAAAGAGGUUUUUAACAU
Messenger RNA from Chironomus riparius, 609 nucleotides. Lineage: Eukaryota; Metazoa; Arthropoda; Insecta; Diptera; Chironomidae. The record is from the annotation of a GenBank genome assembly.